This is a messenger RNA of Hippocampus comes (tiger tail seahorse), 1966 nucleotides long. RefSeq names its product gamma-aminobutyric acid type A receptor subunit gamma1 (gene gabrg1). Bases 147 to 1532 code for a protein of 461 amino acids. Gene Ontology annotation, biological process: chloride transport; monoatomic ion transmembrane transport; gamma-aminobutyric acid signaling pathway. The transcript has 9 exons. Lineage: Eukaryota; Metazoa; Chordata; Actinopteri; Syngnathiformes; Syngnathidae. The record is from RefSeq and is a predicted model, not a curated record. Gene Ontology annotation, cellular component: membrane. Gene Ontology annotation, molecular function: GABA-A receptor activity; extracellular ligand-gated monoatomic ion channel activity.
AGCUCCUCCUCCAUACGGAUCAUGGUCGUACCUUGCUCAUCACGCUAACGCAAUAUUUAACCCGAAUCUAUUGAAUUUAGAAGAGACCUCCCGACAAACAGCUCCAAUUUCCCUCUUGUUUUCCUUGGAAACGAAUCGGGUCGUAAAUGAAGCUUUUGUUUGCAAGGGCCGUGCAUGCAAUGAGCCUGUGUGCUCUCUUUGCUGUGCUUGGAUUCUGUGCCGCCCUUCACCCUGGUAAACAAGAGGAGGAGGAUUAUGAGGAUGUCCCCAUUAACAAGACGUGGGUCUUAUCUCCAAAGGUCUAUGAAAGUGAUGUGACAAUGAUACUUAAUAAACUUCUGCAAGGCUAUGACAACAAACUACGACCUGAUAUCGGGGUGCGGCCAACUGUGAUUGAAACAGCAGUGUAUGUCAACAGCAUUGGACCAGUCGACCCUAUCAACAUGGAAUACACCAUUGACAUCUUCUUUGCCCAGACAUGGUACGACGGCAGACUGAAGUUCAACAGCUCAAUGAAGCUACUUAUGCUCAACAGCAACAUGGUAGGCAAAAUCUGGAUUCCUGACACAUUCUUCAGAAAUUCCAGAAAAUCAGACGCCCACUGGAUCACCACACCAAACCGCCUUCUGAGGCUGUGGAGCAAUGGUAGAGUGAUGUACACACUGAGGUUGACAAUUAAUGCGGAGUGUUACCUUAAGCUGCAUAACUUUCCAAUGGAUGAGCACUCGUGUCCGCUGGAGUUUUCAAGCUAUGGUUACCCUCGGAAUGAGAUUUCAUACCGGUGGCAAAGACGAGCAGUGGAGGUAGCGGAACAGCGAUAUUGGAGACUUUACCAGUUUGCAUUUGUAGGGAUGAGAAACACUUCGGAUGUGGCACACACCCAGUCAGGGGAGUAUGUCAUCAUGACGAUCUUUUUUGACCUGAGUCGGAGAAUGGGCUAUUUCACCAUCCAGACCUACAUUCCAUGCAGUAUGAUUGUGGUCCUGUCCUGGGUCUCUUUUUGGAUUAACAAGGAUGCUGUCCCUGCUCGCACAUCUUUAGGUAUCACCACAGUGCUUACCAUGACAACUCUGAGCACCAUUUCCAGAAAGUCCCUCCCUAAGGUGUCGUAUGUCACAGCUAUGGACCUGUUUGUCUCUGUCUGCUUCAUCUUCACCUUUGCUGCUCUGAUGGAGUACGGAACGCUGCAUUACUUCACCAGCAACAGACAGAGCAAAAAGUCUAAAGCCAAGAGUAAUGCACAUCACAAGCCAUCUAGAAUGGCAUCUAGUAUCAAUAUCCGCCCUGGACCAUCCCUGCUGCAAAUGAACAACAUUAUGCACGAUGAUGAGGAUGACUUUGCCUACGAGUGUUUGGAUGGAAAAGACUGUACAAGCUUCUUCUGCUGCUUUGAUGACUGUCGCUCAGGUGCCUGGCGAGAAAACAAGAUGCAUGUGCGAGUGAGUAAGAUUGAUUCUUACUCACGAAUAUUUUUCCCAACAGCUUUUGGCCUUUUUAAUUUGGUUUAUUGGAUAGGCUAUCUUUAUCUAUAAAACCAGUCCCCCCAAGGAAGGGUGCUUGGAGUUUUUUUAUGGCCUCAUAUUUUCCAGGAAAUGGGCUAUUCUGACAGUAGUAAUAUUGUUCCCCUUGCAAACGCAUACUGUAAAAUAACAACUAAAAACUGCCUCAUUUGUUGAUUAUAAAACGUACUCUUGUGCCGGGUUUUGUCUGCUUUGUUAUGGUUAUUUGUUGAUGAUGUCCUACAUUAUGGCGAAUGAAAUCAAAGACAGGUUCACACAAAAUUUGUCUUUUCUCAAAGUUGGACAUCAGAAUGAUUGACAGCUUAUUUUGAAUGGAAAGUCGCACACAUGAAAGGACCUGUCAUUGGAACUGAAUUACCAUAUUACUUUGAAUACAUACUGUACAGUGGUAACCUCUACUUACGAACGUCUCUUCAUACGAAAUGUUCAAGUUACGAAAUAUCUCA